AAAUAAAAUCCAACAGAUGCCAGACCAAAUGCGUCACCCCUUUCUAGAGUGCAGAUAACGACACCUCACACCAUCUCAUUCGAACUAGUGUCUCCUCCACACGCAUCGACAUGGUCUAUCGCUUGCACAUCCUCUUCCUCCUGGCCGCACUCGCGUGGCGAGCGGACGGGCAGAAGCGAUGCUACACGUGCACCACGAGCAACCCACCACCCGGCGACCCCUGCGUCGAGGACCCCGCGAACGUCAUGGUCGGAUCUUCCAUCACCCCCUGCACCAAGAAAUACUGCACCAUCUUCCGACAGGAACUAACCGAGGAGAAAGGUAACAUUCGAUCCUUCAGUCGUGGCUGCGUGGACAGGCUCGAUAAGCCGGACGGGGUCUACGAGAACGCCCAUUUCAUCGAGUACCUCAGGAGCUGCCAGACGGACCUCUGCAACAUCGGCGACGGGACCAAGAGUUUGAACGACGGGGCGGCGGGGGGUGGUGGCGGGGGAUUGAUGGGGGACGAGGAGGGGGCAGGGGCAUGCGCAUUCGUCGUCUGCGUUCCGGGGAAGAACGGGAACGCCGAUACCCAAGACGAGAACUUGCUACUGACGGCCGCCGGCGGGGAACUGAAAGCCGCUGCCACGUGUCUGGCCGCGUCGUUCGCCACCGUCUUCUUCCUCGUCGGUUGA
Messenger RNA from Darwinula stevensoni, 674 nucleotides. The record is from the annotation of a GenBank genome assembly. Lineage: Eukaryota; Metazoa; Arthropoda; Ostracoda; Podocopida; Darwinulidae.